AUGUCGCGGAACAUCGUCCGCAAAUCGGAUAUUGGUGCGCCGCCGGCGCGGAUGUCAGCCGGAGCGCCGCCUAGUCUUCCUGUACGCCGAGUUUCACGAGCAACGUUCAAAAAUCCCCGGCAUUCUGCUACACCGAAUCGUAGACGCAGAGCAGAAGGAAAUCUGGACACCGAGGAGGAUUCGGAUUCUGAUCAGGCAUCCACCACUAUAGAUGAACAGGAGGACCGCGGAAGUGGGACCGAUGAAAUAAAAAAGGAAGAGGAGCAGGAGGAGAAAGUGAAGAAAACGCCGCGUAAAAAACGUCGAUUCAGGCAAGGCUUAAUAAUGAACGGCUGUCGCCUCACUGGGUUAACUGACUCAAUAGCAAAGAGUAGAAAAAGAGCAGAACGAAGAGCGCAGCUAGCGGCUGAGCGCAAAGAACGGGAAGAAUCACAACAAAAGCAAGAACAACAGCAGCAAGAGCAAGAGGUUUGGUUUUUUAUGAGUAUUUUCCUCAUUUUUUGCCCGUGCGUUUAUAUACUUUAUGACAAAGUCAUGAUAACAACCCAUGUGAAUGUGUAA
Messenger RNA from Gongylonema pulchrum, 561 nucleotides. The record is from the annotation of a GenBank genome assembly. NCBI's taxonomy places the organism in Eukaryota, Metazoa, Nematoda, Chromadorea, Rhabditida, Gongylonematidae.